Messenger RNA from Rhagoletis zephyria (snowberry fruit fly), 630 nucleotides. RefSeq lists its product as uncharacterized. NCBI's taxonomy places the organism in Eukaryota, Metazoa, Arthropoda, Insecta, Diptera, Tephritidae. The record is from RefSeq and is a predicted model, not a curated record.
AUGACUCGGCAAGCAUUCCCAGACUUGGUCUUGGCGGACAAGAGGUUCUUCAUUAAUGACCCAGUGGAUCUCGUACUCGGAGGAGACAUAUACCCACAGAUCAUUUUAGGCGGCAUAAAAAAGAACGUAUUAAAUACGCUUCUCGCCCAAGAGGCCGUGUUCGGUUGGAUUUUAACCGGUUGUGCGGAAGCAUCGAAUCCAACCAACAAUAUUUUCUCAUUUUACAAUGAAGUCAACCUGGACAAACAGUUAACCGCUUUUUGGGAGUUGGAGGAUAUUCCUAAGAAAAAAGGUCUUAAUGACGACGACACCUAUUGCGAAGAACUGUUCAAGACUACAACCGAGAGGAAUGCAGAAGGGAAAUACAUCGUGUCUUUACCCUUCAGAAAGGACUAUCCGAACAACAUUUCCUUAGGGCCAUCGUUGAAAGGCGCCUGCUCUCAGUUCUACCGGAACGAGACGCGCCUAGCGAAAAACCCUGUCCUGCAAACGGAAUAUAAUCGGGUUUUGAGGGAAUAUGAGACAUUAGGGCAUAUGUCUAAAAUAUCUGAUAACGUGCCAGCAGACUCAACUGACUGUUAUUUCUUACCUCAUCACGCUGUUGUGAAGGAAGAAAGCAUCAGUACAAAG